CUCGAGGUGUCGGUGGCGCGGAGAGCCAGUCGCGGAGUGAUCGAGAUUAACGGGCAGCGGAGAGGGGGGGGCUUUUCCCUUAUAGCGAAUGCACAUCGCUAAUUGUAGCUAAGCGGUGCGACACGGAAAUAAUCCCGGUUUUUCAUUUUUUAUUCGUUUUCAUUUUUGUUUUCUAAAUUUAAAUCUUCUUUACCGGUUGAACCCCGCUUCCCCCCUCCUCUACCCACCUCAGGCUGCACCACAACAGGCAACAAUCAGACCAAUGGCAAACCGAUGGCAGGCAAUGCAAACUAGCUUAGCCGGAGAAAGCUAGCCAGCGGAGGAAGAGCCACAAGAUUUGUCUCUCUGGAGGGGAAACGAAGAUCACCACCACCACCACAGGAGGAAAAAAACAGACGGAAAUCGAAGACAAGUGUCCCCGUAAUUGUACAUUUAUCUCAGCUUUUGGGGGGAUAAAAGAGAGAAAAAAGGCAGCGGCUAGCAAAGAAAACCGGGGACUAACUGUGUUAUUUCGGACUCGAGCUUUUUUACCUCAGCGACUGCAGCCGGGACUCGCCUCCUGAGCCAGGGAUCCGACCGAGGAUUUUCUUUCGUAGAGAAAAGAUCAUUUUGGGUUACUUUUUUAAAAAGUAUUAUUUUCAAAGCAAGAACAUUGAUAACCAGUCUCACCCGUGAGAGGGGUGUCGGUACCGGGGGGGAGGGGGGUCCCGAUUUUUCGGCCGGUUUUCCGCGGGGUUUCUGUGGAGGUUUAGGACGGAGGCGAGCAGAUCGAACGCCGCUACUAAUGGCUGCUGCUGCUGCCGCCGCUUCGGGAACCUGGGAACGAACCGCCGCCGCCUGAGGAGCUCCACACAAAAGCCUUUCCGAUGGUGAUCACUUCAUCCGUGGAGGAGAAGCCGCAGCCUUCUAACAGAAUGGUCGCCAACCUGUCGACCGACUCCUGGGUCGGCAACUCGGAUCAGAGUCGCUACGUACCACAGUCUCACCUGCUCCGGAAACCAUCCAAAAGUUCAGGAUGUAUGCCCCCCUCCUCGUCCCUGUGUUUCUCCCCCGCUGAGCGAAACAUGUCGAGCCAGCACACUCAUCCUGGAUUAAGCAACAUCCAGUCCAUGGCAGAACAGCAGCAGGUGCUGUCCGAUAUGACCAUUCUGCAGAGGAGGAUCCCCCCGAGUUUUAGAGACCCCGCGAGUGCGCCGCUCAGAAAACUCUCAGUCGAUCUCAUCAAGACUUACAAGCACAUCAAUGAGGUGUACUACACUAAGAAGAAGCGGCGUGCGCAGCAGGUUCCCCCCGAGGACUCCAGCACCAAGAAAGAGCGCAAAGUUUACAACGACGGCUACGAUGAUGACAACUACGACUACAUUGUGAAGAACGGGGAGAAGUGGCUCGACCGCUACGAAAUCGACUCUCUCAUCGGCAAGGGCUCCUUUGGACAGGUGGUGAAGGCGUACGAUCACCACGAGCAGGAGUGGGUGGCCAUCAAGAUCAUCAAGAAUAAGAAAGCCUUCCUGAACCAGGCGCAGAUCGAGCUCAGGCUCCUCGAGCUCAUGAACAAACACGACACAGAGAUGAAGUACUAUAUAGUCCACCUGAAGCGGCACUUCAUGUUCCGUAAUCACCUGUGUUUGGUGUUUGAGCUGCUCUCCUAUAACCUGUACGAUCUGCUGCGUAACACUAAUUUCCGUGGCGUGUCGCUCAACUUGACGCGGAAGUUCGCUCAGCAGCUGUGCACAGCGCUGCUCUUCUUAGCCACACCCGAGCUCAGCAUCAUCCACUGCGACCUGAAGCCUGAGAACAUCCUGCUGUGUAACCCCAAACGCAGCGCCAUCAAAAUCGUCGACUUCGGCAGCUCCUGUCAGCUCGGCCAGAGGAUCUAUCAGUACAUACAGAGUCGGUUCUACCGUUCUCCGGAGGUGUUAUUAGGAAUGCCAUAUGAUCUGGCCAUCGACAUGUGGAGUCUCGGCUGCAUCUUGGUGGAGAUGCACACGGGGGAGCCACUGUUCAGUGGCUCUAAUGAGGUGGAUCAGAUGAAUAAGAUUGUGGAGGUGCUUGGUGUUCCUCCGAACCACAUGCUGGAUCAGGCACCUAAAGCGCGUAAAUACUUCGAUAAGCUCUCAGACGGCCUGUGGACCGUCAAGAAGAACAAGGACAUAAAGAAGGUACUUUAUCCUUCAGCCUCUGAGUAUAAGCCUCCUGCAACGCGGCGUCUCCAUGAGAUUUUGGGCGUGGAGACCGGGGGUCCCGGGGGAAGGCGGGCUGGGGAGCAAGGCCAUGCUCCUUGCGAUUACCUGAAGUUUAAGGACCUGAUCCUGCGCAUGCUGGACUAUGACCCCAAAACACGCAUCACGCCGUUCUAUGCCCUGCAGCACAACUUCUUCAAAAAGACCACAGACGAGGGAACAAACACCAGCAGCUCCACCUCCACCAGCCCGGCCAUGGACCACAGCCACUCCACCUCCACCACCAGCUCCGUGUCCAGCUCCGGUGGAUCCAGCGGUUCUUCCAAUGACAACCGAAACUAUCGGUACAGCAACCGAUACUACAACAGCGCCGUUACACACACGGAUUACGAGAUGCAGAGCCCACAGGCUCCGUCUCAGCAGCAGUUGCGUAUCUGGCCAGGCAGUGACAGCAGUGACUCGUCAUACCCGCAGCUCCUGCUGCACAAACCGGCCGCUACACAGCAGCGCCACUUCCUGGGCGGAGCGGCCAUGAUGGAGACGUUGCACCCGCACCCCGUCUACGGCCGCCAGCUUCGCCAGCAGGGACCGGCCCAGGGUCAAGGGUCGCAAGUUCAAGGCUCGCAAGGCCAAGGCUCGCAAGGUCAGGCGAUGAUGUCAUCGCCGCCGCCGUCGUCGCAAGUACAGGACAGCAUUGAGCUGAGUCUCGGCGGCCAUCAUCAGCAUCACCACCAUCACCAAUUGGCUCAGUCUUCCUUGGCUCCGCCCCUUUCUCUUCCUCCGUCGAGCCUGGACUCCAGCCAGUACGGCUCCUCCAACCUCCACCUGGGAAUCUCCGCCUUUCGGACUAGAACGGCCUCUCAGACGCAGCAGAUCGCACAAGCCCCGCCCACUCAGGACAGCAUGGGCUACGUCCCGCCCUGUUACCCCGGAAACAACAAUAACAACCCACCACAGGGAGGCGGGGUAAUCACUGGAGCACCGCCCAGAGGCGGGGUUAGACCCGAUUCGUCGGAGGAUUCCAUCAUGAUGGGAGGCGGGGGGGGCGGAGGCGGGCAGAGCGCGGCCAACUCUUGAUAAAUCUUGAACAAAUUACGCAAAGCCAUACACGAAAAAAUUGAAAAAACAAAAAAAUUUUAACGUAAAUGAUUUAACAAAAACAAAAAUACACAGACAUGUAGUACACACACACACACACACACUCAAAAACACCACACAGAGAAAAAAACUUGUGAAAAUUUUAAUUUUUGUUUUGUUUUUGUUUUGCAUGGGGAGGAGAAGAGGGAGAAGGAAAUAACAUUGUUCAGUUUUUUUUUUGAAUGAAGUGAGUAGAGGGAUAAGUUAAGCCGUCAGAGAGCGUCAGAAGGUUUGUUUUUAUUACUAUUAUCAAUUAUUAUUACUAUUAUUAUUAUUAUUAUUAUUAUUAUUAUUAUUGGAUUUUAUGUGAUUUAAGGAUAGGUUUGCAGCGAGAGAUUUAUUAUUUUUUUGUUGAAACUUUUGUUGUGUUUUGUUUCCGAGGCACGGAACAUUGACGAGCAUCGGAUUGGAGCGAUGAAUGUUAGAGAGAAGCAGCGAGAGAGAGAGAGAGAGAGAGAGAGAUGAAGAAGCAGCACCAUGCGUCGGCACGUGUCGAUUAUGGGUUAUACGAUAUAUCGCAAUAUUCAACUAGCAUGAUAUUGUUAUGGUAGCCGUUUCAUAGCAGGCAGCAGAGAUGAAGUCUGUUGUUUUUUUGUAAAUGUAGCAGAAACUCAGUUGUCUAUAAAGGGUCCUGACCCGGGACUCGUCCUGAAGCGGUGCCUCUGCUGCCUGCCUGGUAGCUCUUCAUGUAAAAUAGCUAUCUUUGAAAUUGUAGAAACACUUUUAACCUUUUUAACACAAAGCCUAAAACAAACUUCAGCUUUAAAUAUGAUGUGAAAUACUUUAAAUACGUGAUAAAAAUAUCGUGAGUGUGAUUAAAAUAAUUGGGCAGUUUUUUUUUCUACGAGUCCUAGCAGGAAUGUUUUAUCAGUUUUCACUGUUUCUGUGCUGUCGUGCCACGAUAUCUGGGAGACUGAACACUAAUAUCGCAAUAUAUCGUAUGACUCUCGUAUCGACACACACACACACACACACACACACACAUCUAGGUGGAGGUGACAGCUAUAAUUCACAUCCUCUCCAGCGAGUGUGUAAGAGAGAAGGAAGGAUCAGUAUGAUUUAUCUUCUUGUUGUUUUUCUGAAGUCUAGCGGUGAGUGUAUAUUGUUUAUAAAUUAAUUUAUUAAGAGUCACUACAGAGAGAGAGAGAGAGAGAUAGAGAGAUGGAAGGAUCAGGGAGUGAGAAAGACAAGGUGGGUGUGGUGUUUUGUUUUUUAAUUUAUUUGAUGUGUUAUUUAUUAUUUUGUCAGACAGGUGACACACACACACACGCACACACACUUUUGUUACUUUUUUUUUUCGAUCUCGUUGGCUGACACUGGCUUCUCUGAUCUCAAACUCUGAAACAAAUAAAAUGAAGCAAAUGACAGAAACCGUAGUCACACACACACACACACACACACACAGGAGGAAGUGAUACAGCAACAAAAACAAGAAAACCAUGAUAAAGCGCUCGGCCACACAGAAAAACCAAAAUGCUUCCCUGUUUGUUUCUUUUUUUUUUGUUUAUU
Molecule: messenger RNA, 4826 nt
Organism: Hemibagrus wyckioides
Lineage: Eukaryota; Metazoa; Chordata; Actinopteri; Siluriformes; Bagridae
Gene: dyrk1b
Product: dual-specificity tyrosine-(Y)-phosphorylation regulated kinase 1B
Exons: 12
Coding region: 867-3257 (796 amino acids)
Biological process (GO): positive regulation of DNA-templated transcription; peptidyl-threonine phosphorylation; peptidyl-serine phosphorylation
Cellular component (GO): nucleus
Molecular function (GO): transcription coactivator activity; protein serine/threonine kinase activity; ATP binding
Source: RefSeq, a predicted model, not a curated record